AUGGGGUCACCCUGGGACCUGGAGCAUCCUCGGUCCAGGGAUGCCCAGCACCAGGGAGGCUGGACAAGGCUGCACUGGAGCAUCCCAGCCAGGGGGCACUGCAACCACUGGGCAGCAAUAAACCCACUGGUGCCAUUGUCUCCUCCCCACAGCCCGAUGGCACCCAUGGACCGACCCACGGAGAUCGUGCUCCUGGAGAACUGCCCCAGCAUCACCCAGCUCCUCAACUGGCUUGAGCUGCCUGACAGCUUCCUGCUGGUGAUGGAGCAUCUGGAGCCAGCACAGGAUCACUUUGACUUCCUUGUGGAGUGGGAGUUCCUGUGCAAGGACACGGCAUGCUGGCUGUUCUGCCAGGUGCUGGAGGCCAUGCGGCACUGCGCCCACUGCGGUGUCCUGCACCGCGACAUCAAGCCAGAGAACAUCAUCCUCCACCCGGACACCAGCAACCUCAAGCUCAUCGACUUCGGUUUUGCCACCUUCCUCUGGGAUGAGCCCUACACAUGCUUUGCAGGAACACGGCAAUACUGCCCACCGGAGUGGAUCCACUUUGGCCACUACUGCGGCCACUUGGCGACCAUCUGGUCCCUGGGCGUGCUGCUCUGUGUCAUGGUGUGUAGGAACUUCCCCUUCGAGGAGGAUGAGGACAUCAUGGCAGGGCAGCUUUGCUUCUGGCAGCAGGUCUCUUCAGAUUGGUCUCAGGCUUUGGGAGAUGGCCCCGCACACACCAGCAGCGUGCUCACACAGCUCCGCAGGAGCUUUGUCUCCCAUCGGUGGCUGCAGGAAGUGGCCCAUGAUGGGGCUGAUCUUGCACCAGUUGCUGAAGGAGCUGGCGCAUGUCCUGUCAUCCCACUCUGCUCCACAGCGCAGAGUCGGCCAGGAGGCUUGUGCAGCACUGAGCACAUGCGGCAUGUUGCCGACCCUGAAUGCCUAUCCAAGCCUCUACCUGAAGGCUUGGCAGGAGCCACGAUCCUUCCAGCCAGGACGCCACCCUCAGGGGAUUGCGAAAGUCCUGAGUCCGACGAGCGGGAGGUCCCCAAGUCCCCACCGACUGCCCUGUCCCUCUCUGCCCACACCCAGCGCCAUCGAGAGCUGGUGAUCACCGCCCCCCACGCAGGGGGGGGAUUCCUCCUCAGGGCAGAGGAGAUGGAGUCGCUCUGA
Molecule: messenger RNA, 1158 nt
Organism: Pipra filicauda (Wire-tailed manakin)
Lineage: Eukaryota; Metazoa; Chordata; Aves; Passeriformes; Pipridae
Product: serine/threonine-protein kinase pim-1-like
Biological process (GO): negative regulation of apoptotic process; regulation of mitotic cell cycle; protein autophosphorylation
Cellular component (GO): cytoplasm
Molecular function (GO): protein serine/threonine kinase activity; ATP binding
Source: RefSeq, a predicted model, not a curated record